This is a messenger RNA of Exserohilum turcica Et28A, 1881 nucleotides long. RefSeq lists its product as uncharacterized. Gene Ontology annotation, biological process: lipid metabolic process. The transcript has 2 exons. Gene Ontology annotation, molecular function: oxidoreductase activity, acting on paired donors, with oxidation of a pair of donors resulting in the reduction of molecular oxygen to two molecules of water. Gene Ontology annotation, cellular component: membrane. The record is from RefSeq and is a predicted model, not a curated record. The coding region runs from base 82 to 1785 and encodes 567 amino acids. NCBI's taxonomy places the organism in Eukaryota, Fungi, Ascomycota, Dothideomycetes, Pleosporales, Pleosporaceae.
CCAAUCGAGGCCUUGCACGCUGCACCAGUAUUCAUAUUUUGUACACCACACCGCUCGCUCCGCAUCCCAUCGCGCCACACCAUGGCCGCCCAGACCGACAGAAAGUCGCAGGUACUCAGUCGGCGCGAGAUUGAGGCUCAGAUUGCCAGUGGCCGCUCAAUUGUCAUUGUAGACAACAAGGUCCUGAAGCUCGAUGCCUGGCUCCCGUAUCAUCCUGGUGGUGACAAGGCCAUUCGCCACAUGGUAGGACGGGACGCAACAGACGAGGUCACCCGAUUUCACGCCACACAAACGCUCGAGCUCAUGAGCCGCUACCAGAUUGGCCGAGUACAAGGACGAUGGGACAACUUCCUACCCCCGAUCCAAGGAGGAAAGUUCAGGACAAAGGAAGAGCUGGAUAGGCUUUCAGAGGAGGAAUAUGUUAUAUCAGGCUCGGCUUCGGAGCAAGAGGCUGCUAGCUCCUCCUCUUCUGCAAACAACAGCCCUUUGUUUGAACCGGCAGACCGACCCGCUGAUUCUCUCCGCAAACGCAACGGCAACAACAUGGCGAGAACCACGUCCACGUCAAGCAUCUCAUCGGUUGAACUUGACAAAAAGUCUCAUCCCAAGAUGUCCCUUCUCGACAGGCGAACCCAGGAAGAACUCGACUUGGACAAGGCCAAGUACCCAUCUGUAGACCCAGUCACACAGGACAACAUCACGCGAAAAUACCGCGAGCUGCAGGUGCGAAUUCAGAAAGAAGGACUCUACGACUGCAAUUAUGGAGCAUACGGCAUCGAGUGCUUGCGCUAUGGUUUCUUCUUGUGUGCUUUCCUGUUCAUGUUACGUGCGGGCUGGUACAUUACCAGUGCAAUUCCUCUUGCCUGUCUCUGGCACCAGCUCACCUUUACAGUCCAUGAUGCCGGACACAUGGGAAUCACGCACGACUUCACCACAGACUCGACAAUUGCCAUGUUCAUCGCCUCCUUCAUGGGUGGCUUGAGCGCUUGCUGGUGGAAGUACAACCAUAAUGUUCACCAUUUUGUCACAAACCACCCGGAACACGACCCGGACAUCCAAUACAUUCCCUUCUUCUCCAUCACGCACCGCUUCAUGGAAAGUCUUACAACGACCUUCUACGGAUGGGUCAUGGAGUAUGACGCUUUCGCAAAAGUCAUGAUUCGGAUUCAGCACUACACCUACUAUCCAAUCAUGUUGUUUGCGCGUUUCAAUCUUUACAGACUCUCUUGGAUGUACUUGCUGCUUGGUAAAGGACCCAGGAAAGGCCCGGCGUGGUGGCAUCGCUACUUUGAGCUUGCGGGCAUGGUCGUCUUCUGGACCUGGUACGGCUACGGAGUCGUGUACAAGUCCAUUCCAGACAACUGGAGUCGCUUCUGGUUUGUGCUCAUCGCGCAUGCCCUGACCUCGCCGCUCCAUGUGCAAAUCACACUGUCUCAUUUUGCGAUGAGCACAGCCGACUUGGGCGUUCACGAGUCGUUUGCCCAGAAGAUGUUGCGAACGACAAUGGAUGUCGACUGUCCGCAAUGGCUAGACUUCUUCCACGGAGGGCUCCAGUUCCAGGCCAUCCACCACCUGUACCCUCGUGUCCCGAGACACAACCUGAGGAAGACGCAGAAGUUGGUGCAAGAGUUCUGUGAAGAGGUCAACAUACCGUAUGCGCUCUACGGUUUCGUGGACGGCAACAAGAUGGUCGUCGGAAGACUGGCAGACGUGGCAAGGCAGGCAGCUAUCCUUGCCGAGUGCCAGAGGACGAUUGCUGCCGAGGGCGAUUACGGAAUGCAUUGAGGGCGACAUUUUUUUCUCCAUUGCGAUUAACUAGAAUAGACUCGACUUUGAUAUCAACCCAUGGCUUGCUUGGGCGCAAUAGACGGUUACCACCGC